Molecule: messenger RNA, 906 nt
Organism: Colletotrichum navitas
Lineage: Eukaryota; Fungi; Ascomycota; Sordariomycetes; Glomerellales; Glomerellaceae
Exons: 2
Coding region: 1-906 (301 amino acids)
Molecular function (GO): DNA binding, bending
Source: RefSeq, a predicted model, not a curated record
AUGUUGACAGCCAUUGGCCAAGCAGCCACCCGGCGCCUGUUCCUCCGCGCGGCGCCAUUGGCUGGCCCUCGGACCCAGCCCGUUGUGCGCGCUGCGCGCCGCGGCUUCUCGACCUCGCAGUGGGCACGUAUGCCCGCUGCCAAGGCUUCCUCGACGACCACGAAGACGAAGAAGAGCACCGAGGCCAAAGACGGCGCAGCGCCGAAGAAGGCCACAGCCAAGACCAAGACCAAGGAGAAGGCGGCGACGAAGCCAAAGAAGGAGAAGAAGCCCGUGAUAAAGAAGCCGGUCAAGGAGCUCACACCCGAGGAGAAACAGAAGCUCGACGUGAAGAAGUGGAAGAAGCUCGCGCUGCUGCCGGAUCCCAAGAAGCUGCCGACCACCAAGUGGCUGGUCUACACAGGAGAGGCGAACAAUGAUGUAAAGUCGGCAACCGAGUUGAUGAUGCGGACCAAGGAGAAGAGCGAGUCGUUCAAGAACUUGUCCUCGUACGAGCUCCAGCGUCUCCAGGAAAAGGCCGACGAGAACAAGCUCAUCAACAAUGCCACCUACAAGGCGUGGGUAGAGUCACACGCGCCGCGGGAUAUAGUCGAGGCGAACCGCGCGCGCCUACGUCUCCGCAAGGCCAGUGGGCGCUUGAUCCCCGCGCCCAUCCGCGACGACCGCCUGCCUACACGUGCGCCGACAUCCUACGGGCUCUACACCAAGGCUCGUUGGGCCAGCGGAGAUUAUGCCGGCCUGCCACUACCCGUAGCCAACAACCGGAUAUCCGAAGAGUGGAGGGACCUCUCAGAGUCUGAGAAGGGCGCGUACAGAGACCUGAGCAAGGCGGAGAGAGACCGGUACGAGCGCGAUGCGCUCAAUGUGCUGGGACACGUCGUUCAGCCAGGCAAGACCUCCGAGUAA